AUGACUAAACCGGCAUCUCCAUACCUUCUCGACCGUCUGCAGGCGCGUCGUGCAAACCUAAAUACUCGAUCACGUCGCUCUUCAGCUGCGCGACUAACGAACCUGGACGAUGACUUGUUCCUCGACGAGGCCAGGUCUUGCGCCAACGACACCCUGACGACAACACCUAACAAGACGCAAAUCCCUACGAACACCACCGCGUCUCUAGGUGCACGCGAAAUGGAAAAGCGCAUGGAUCGACUUCUCAAGCUCAACUUUGACUUGAAGCUGGAGCUCUUCCACGCACGAGAGAGCAUGGCGAAACUAAAGGAGAAUUGCCAACUACUGGCUUCGCGCGCUGAGCAUGCUGAUCGCCUCGUCGGAGAGAAUGCUACACUUCUCGAGCUGAACGACAGUCUGGUCAAGGAACUGGAGCAUCGGGACGAAGCUGUUCAAGAAGCUGUAUCCAUCAUCUGUGAUCUCGAAGAAAGACUGGAGCAGGCGCAACAGAACCACCACGACCAGCCAGACCUCUCCAGGGUAACGCGUGCGUCUUCUGUCUCGCCCUGUCCUGGAGCUGUGCUCUCACCGCCCAAGUCCGACAAAUCGUCACUUUCGCAAUCAGCUUCAGCAAGGCGUAUACCUUCCUUUGUGGACGACAAGAAACCAAACACACGUGCUUUGCGAAGCGUCUACCUAGAGCCAAAACCAACGUUGCAUGCUGCGAAAAGCUUUGCAUCCUUCAACUCGCAGAAGGAAGACGUCGACAAAUCCGUCUCGGAUAUUGACACAUUGGACUCACCACGAUUAAGUGUGCUGAGCAAGAGUAGCUUUCCGAGCAUCUACGAUCUCCCGAGAGACAAAGACUCAAACAAGUACGAGGAGAACGAGCUCGCCCUUCCUGACAGUCAGCUAGACAAUAUCUCACAAAACGCUGGCAGCAAGCACGACUCGGAUAGUGAUGUCAGCUCUUGGAUCCAGGUGCAGACACCGCAGUCAUCUGACCAGUAUCCAUCGAAAUACAUUCCGCAAUCUCGUACCCAGCGACCAGCGUACUUCGCUCAAAAACGCACACCGUCGCUCAAAGGCUCAACAUUCGGCGGAGCUUUGCUUCCACCAACACCAGACAGUGCAAGCACAAGCGUCUUGCAAGACUCGUACAUGAACGGUCCUCAAGAUGUGCAUCACAAAAUAGCCAAAGAUUUUCCUAGUGCUGCAAAGCAUGCAGCGUUACUACACACUCCUGAGACACCUAGCAUCGCCGACAUGAGCAAACUUCAUAACAAAUCAGAAGUAAUGAACCCUAUGAGUGGCGCUGGGUGGUUCAACAGGCAUAGCAUAUCUCUCUCUUCGACCGACGAGGAAGACGAGUACUAUGAGCAAUCGGACAGCGAUCGCACUGGCAGCGCAGGAACAGACAGCUCGUAUCCUAACGGGGGUAGUAUCCUCAAGGGCACACCGUCUAGAUUUCAAGUUCGUCGCAAUGUCUCGCCAGCCAGACCUCAAGAAGGGCAAGGCCAAAAGACGAUGGAGAAAUGGGCACUUUUCCCAAAGAGCAACGAAAAGACUCGCUUCCAGAUGGAGCGCUCAGAAACGACACCGAAUCUUGCAGCAAUCCAAACUCCUCCAGCGUCACUGCAAAAGAACAACUCCGCUCGCAGAUCUUCCAGCACACGACCACAGCGCAUGGAGCGAUCAGAGACUACACCUAAUCUGACAACGACUUUGCAAGCACCGAAUGCUAUGACGAUCUUUCAAUCAGGACCUUCGAUCAAGCCAAUGUCUAGCGGUAGUGGAGGUGUGCGAGCAGCACUCUCUCAAAAGACACAAAAGCUCUUCCGCCGCAUGAGCGAACAUCAGACCUCCUCGUCAGAACAGAAACUCGGCCGUAGUAUCACACUCUCACCUUCCAAGCGGUCAAGCGCCUCCAGUGGCACUCGUAGUGAUGAAUCUCUGGCCAUGCAAGCAGCCAACCAGCCAGGUUUUUCACGAAACUUGAGUCCUUCUCGACCGAGCACUAGUGAGGCCAAGAGUCCCAGCCGUGGUCUGUUUUCGCGUGCGGCGGGGAGUUUGAGACGAUAG
Messenger RNA from Aureobasidium uvarum, 2061 nucleotides. The record is from the annotation of a GenBank genome assembly. NCBI's taxonomy places the organism in Eukaryota, Fungi, Ascomycota, Dothideomycetes, Dothideales, Saccotheciaceae.